Galendromus occidentalis (western predatory mite) is the source of this 1909-nucleotide messenger RNA. RefSeq names its product serine/arginine-rich splicing factor 4. The record is from RefSeq and is a predicted model, not a curated record. Bases 159 to 1475 code for a protein of 438 amino acids. NCBI's taxonomy places the organism in Eukaryota, Metazoa, Arthropoda, Arachnida, Mesostigmata, Phytoseiidae. The transcript is spliced from 7 exons. Gene Ontology annotation, molecular function: RNA binding.
CGUGAGUGGCGCUGUUGCUUGUGGCGGCUGCUGUGAGGGGUCGUCGUUGCGAGGCGUAUAUACACGAGGUGAACAUUGGAGAUCGAUUCAUAAGGUUCGAGCUCGCCAACACUUGAGACGUCUAUUUAUCCGGGAAUCCGAGCUCCGCUCUGUGCAAGAUGUCGAACCGCGAUUGGGAGCUCACUUGCAAGGUCUAUAUCGGAAAUCUGGCCAAUCACACCUCACGACACGACAUAGAGGCCGCCUUCGGCAAAUACGGCAGUCUUCGUAAUGUAUGGGUCGCUCGGAACCCACCAGGAUUUGCGUUCGUCGAGUUCGAAGAUUCUCGGGACGCUGAGGAUGCCGUCAGAGCGCUCGACGGCAGCAGGAUCUGCGGUUCCCGGGUGAAAUGUGAAAUGUCUCACGGUAAGCGACGCAAUGGAGGUCCCCGAGGCGGACGUGGCGGUCGCAGAUCUCGUUCCAGGAGCUACGAAAGGAAACGCUCGUAUUCUCGAAGCCGCUCGAGGUCUCGAAGCAAAUCUCACGGCAAAGAUCGCCGAGAUGUCGGACCUGUCAGAGGAGGUGGAGCACCUCGCAGAGAAAGAAGCUUCUCGCGAAGCCCGUCGAGGGAUCGGAGAACCAACAAGGUUCGCGCACUCGAACGAAGAGAAGCUGGGUCGACCGUGCGCAGACCAACACCCUCGAAUCCACCCCCGAAGACAAAAAGGAAGAAGCUUCCAUGGCUGAUAGAUUCUCAGGGUUUCAAACUCAUGCGCGGCCCGCAGCUGGAGCUAGCCCAGUGGUUCGAAUCUGCGCGCGCUGAAGCAGCUGAGCGGCUGUAUCGGAGCAAUGCCUGUUAUGGGAGAGGAGGAAAAGAUUUUGGUGGAGAGGAGCCAUUCGAGGGCUGCCGUCGCAGCAGCUGCGAUGUGAAGACGCGUCCGCCAUCUUUGAGUAGAGGGUCAAUCUCAGGUUCCCGGAGCCGCUCGUUUGCCGGAAAUUACGUCCAACCUCCUAAGGAAGUCAAGCUGCCUGCCCACGCGAAAAUGUCGAGCCGUGAUUGGGACUUGUCGUGCAAAGUGUACAUUGGCAAUUUGGCCAACCAUACAUCUAGACACGACAUCGAGUCGGCUUUUGGCAAAUAUGGGAGUCUAAGAAACGUUUGGGUGGCGCGCAACCCGCCAGGCUUCGCCUUUGUGGAGUUUGAUGACUCCCGAGACGCGGAAGAUGCGUGUAGAGCUCUGGACGGCAGUAGGAUCUGUGGCGCCCGCAUCAAGGUUGAAAUGUCUCACGGAAAGAGACGCAAUGGCGGUCCGCGCGGAGGUCGAGGUGGCAGACGAUCGCGCUCGAGAAGCUACGAAAGGAAACGCUCCUACUCGCGUAGCCGCUCUAGGUCUCGCAGCCGAUCCUAUGGCAAGGAGCGUCGCGAGCCUCCUCCACGUCGCGAGAGGAGCUAUUCCCGUAGCGUGUCGAGAUCCCGGUCGAGGGAUAGACACUGACAGACCGAUGCGUAUCAUCGGGAAAGAUCUCUGACUUUUCACAGACAAGCGAGAGCGAAGACGAAAUGAACGGAGCGUUUCCACCACAGCUUCGACCGUAAAAAGCAAACCCAUGAAGCAUCCCUGUCAACGUUUCCGAUUUGGGCUUCUAGUGAAUAUAUCAUCCAAGCAUACUUCUCCGACUCGAUUGUGGUCUCACCUGUAAUCCUUGUGACGCAUUCUGAUAUAUGAACCCUGCCAUGUUACCUUAUUUAUCGGCGUUCAUCAAUCCCUCAGUACGUAUCCCCAAUCUACCAAUCGAUUGAUUUCGUUCCCCGUCACGGGACAUCUACGCAGCAUACGUAUGGCUACAAGACAUCAUGUACCAUAUCGGCAUACCUAUACCUAUGCUAUGAUUUGCAUAAAUUAAUAAAGAAGGUUUCGUUUACGAUAAA